AUGGGAGUAACACAGGUGCAGACGGGGGAGAAGAGUACUCAGGUGCAGACGGGGGAGAGGUACACAGGUGCAGAGGUGGAGAGAGUUACACAGGUGCAGAGGAGGAGAGAGGUGUCAGGAGGAGAGAAGAGAGUCCACAGGUGCAGACGGAGAGAGAGUACACAGGUUGCAGACGGGGGAGAGAGUACACUGGCGCAGACGGGGGAGAGAGUGCAGGACGGGGGGAGAGAGUUACACAGGUGCAGACGGGGGAUGAAGGGGUACACAGGUGCGAGGAGGAGAGAGUACACAGGUGCAGACGGAGGAGAGGAGGUGUCAGGAGGAGAGAGGCCACAGGUGCAGACGGAGGAUGGCGGAGGUACACAGGUGCAGACGGGGGAGAGAGAUACAAAGGUGCAGACGGGGGGAGAGAGUACACAGGUGCAGUCGGGGAGGAGUACACAGGUGCCAGAGGAGGAGAGAGUACACAGGUGCAGACCGGAGGAGGAGAGGUGUUCAGGAGGAGAGAGUCCACAGGUGCAGACGGAAGGAGAGAGUACACAGUGCAGUACGGGGGAGAGAGAGCAGUACACAGGUGCUGGACGGGGGAGAGAGUACACAGGUGCAGACGGGGGAGCGAGAGUACUAGGUGCAGACGGAGGCAGAGAGUACCAGGUGCAGACGGAGGGAGGAGAGGGUGUUUCAGGAGGAGAGAGUCCACAGGUGCAACGGAAGGAGAGCGUACAGGUGCAGACCGGGGGGGAGAGAGUAACCAGCCGGAGGAGAGCGGUGUCAGCGAGGAGAGAGUCCACAGGUGCAGACGGAGGAGAGAGUUACAAGGUGCAGACGGGGGGAGAGAGUACACAGGUGCAAGAACGGGGGGGAGAGAGUACACAGGUGCUGACGGGGGAGGAGAGUACAACAGGUGCGACGGAGGAGAGGAGUAAACAGGUGCAGACGGUGGAGAGAGGUCCCGUCAGGAGGUGGCAGACGGGGGAGAGAGUUACAGGUGCAGCCGGGCGGGAGAGAGUACACAGGUGCAGACGGAGGAGAGAGUACAAGGUGCAGACGGAGGGAGAGGAGGUGUCAGGAGGAGAGGAGUCCACAGGUGCAGACGGAGGAGAGAGUACACAGGUGCAGAGGGGGAUGAGAGUUUCACAGGUGCAGACGGGGGACGAGGUACAAAGGUGCAGACGGGGGGAGAGAGUACACCAGGUGCAGACGGAGGAGAGGAGUAAGUACACAGGUGCAGCGGAGGAGGAGGAGGGUGUUCAGGAGGAGAGAGUAGAGAGUCCUACAGGUGCAGACGGAGGAGGAGAGUACACAGGUGCGAAGGGGGAGAGAGUACACAUGGUGCUGAGGGGGAGAGUGUUACACUGGUGCAGGACGGGGGAGAGUGUUCACAGGGCAGACGGAGGAGAGAGACACAGGUUGCAGACGGAUGGAGGAGAGGUGUCAGGAGGACGGAGAGUCACACAGGUGCAGACGAGGAGAGAAGUACACUGGUGCAGACGGGGGAGAGAAGAGAGUACACAGGUGCAGACGGGGGAGAGAGUACACACGGUGCAGACGGGGGAGAGAGUACCACAGGUGCAGACGGUGGAGAGAGUUACACAGGUGCAGACGGAGGAGAGAGGUGUAAGGCACGGAGAGAUAGAGUCCACAGGUGCAGACGGUGGAGAGAGUUUCACAGGUGCAGACGGGGGAGAGAGUACACGGUGCAGACGGGGGAGAGAGUACACUGGUGCAGACGGGGGAGAGAGUACCACAGGUGCAGACGGAGGAGAGAGUACACAGGUGCAGGACGGAGGAGAGAGGUGUCAGGAGGAGAGGUCCACAGGUGCAGACGGAGGAGAGGUACAAGGUGCGACGGGGGAGAGGAGGUACACAGGUGCAGACGGGGGAGAGAGUACACAGGUGCAGCUCGGGGGAGAGAGUACACAGGUGCUGACGGAGAGAGAGUACACAGGUGCAGACGGAGGAGAGAGGUGUGCAGUACGGGGGAGAGGUACACAGGUGCAGACGGGGGAGAGAGUUCACAGGUUGCAGACGGAGGAUGAGUGUUACACAGGUGCAGACGGUAGGAGAGAGGUUUUCAGGAGGAAGAGAGGUCCACAGGUGCAGACGGAGGAGAGAGUACAACAGGUGCAGAGGGGGGCGAGAGAGUACACAGGUGCAGACGGGGGAGAGAGUACACAGGUGCAGACGGGGGGAGAGAGUUCACAGGUGCAGACGGAGGAGAGAAUAACAGGUGCGACGGAGGAGAGAGGGUGUCAGGAGGAGAGCGUCACAGGUGCAGACGGAGGAGAGAGGUUACACAGACGGACGGAGACGGAGUACACAGGUGCGACGGAGGAGAGAACGGUGGUAGGAGGAGAGAGUCCACAGGUGCAGACGGAGGAUGAGAGUACACAGGUGCAGGACGGGGGCGAGAGAGUACACAGGUGCAGACGGGGGAGGGCGCGAGAUGAGUCACAGUGUGGCAGACGGGGGAGAAGCAGAGAGUACUAUCAGGUGCUGACCGGGAGGAGAGAGUUUACAAAGGUGCAGACGGAGGAGAGGAGGUGUAGGAGGAGAGAGUCCACAGGUGCAGACUGGAGGAAGGUUACACAAGGUGCAGACGGAGGAGAGGAGUUACAACAGGGUGCAGUCGGGAAGGAGAGAGGUUGUGUCAGGAGGAGAGAGUCCACAGGUGCAGCACGGUGGAGAGAGUACACAGGUGCAUGCCGGGGAGAGAGUACACAGGUGCAUGACGGGGGAGAGAGUACCACAGGUGCAGGAGGGGGAGAGAGUACACAGGUGCAGAAGGAAGGAGAGAUUACACAGGUGCAGCGGAGGAGAGAGGGUGUCCAGGAGGAGAGGAGUCCACAGGUGCAGACGGAGGAGAGAGUACACAGGUGCAGAGGGGAUUGGAGAGUACACAGGUGCCUGCAGGACGGGGGAGUGAGUACAAAGGUGCUACGGGGGAGAGAGUACACUGGUGCAGAGGAGGGAGAGUACAAGGUGCAGACGGAGGAGAGAGGUGUCUGGAGGAGAGGUCUCCACAGGUGCAGACGGUGGAGGAGAGAGUACCCAGGUGCAGACGGGGGAGAGAGUACAAAGGUGCAGUCGGGGGAGCAGAAGUACACAGGUGCAGGACGGGGGAGUGAGUACACAGGUGCAGACGGAGGAGGAGAGUACACAGGUGCAGACGGAUGGAGAGAGGUGCCCAGGAGGAGAAGUACGUCCACAGGUGCAGGCACGGGAGGAGAGAGUACACAGGUGCAGACGGGGGGAGAGAGUACUACAGGUGCAUCUCGGGGGAGAGAGAGAGACUACCACAGGUUGCCAGACGGGGGAGAGAGUACACAGGAGCAGACGGAGGAAGAGAGUACACAGGUGCAGCCGGAGGGGAGAGGUGUCAGGGAGAGCGAGGUCACAGGUGACGGACGGAGGCAGAGAGUGAGACGGAGGAGAGAGUACACAGGUGCAGACGGAGGCGUGAGGUGUCAGGAGGAGAGGAGUCCACAGGUGCAGACGGAGGAGGAGAGAGUUACACAGGUGCAGAGGGGGAGAGAGUACACAGGUGCAGACGGGGGAGAGGAGUACACAGGUGCAGACGGUCGGAGAGAGUACCACAGGUUGCAGACGACGGAGGAGAGUGUACCAGGUGCAGACGGAGCCGAUGAGUCGGUGUCAGGAGGAGAGUGUCCACAGGUGCAGACGGAGGAGAGAAGUACACAGGUGCAGACGGGGGGAGGAGAGUACAAGGUUGCAGACGGGGCGGGAGAGAGUAAACAGGGGCAGGAGGGGGAGAGAAGGAGAGAGUCCACAGGUGCAGACGGAGGAGAGAGUACACAGGUGCAGACGGGGGAGAGAGUUACCAAGGUGCGACGGGGGAGAGAGUACACAGGUGCAAGGACGGGGGGGGGGGAUGAGAGUACACAGGUGCAGACGGAGGAGAGAGUUACCACAGGUGCAGGGAGGAGAGAUGUUGUCAGGAGGAGAGAGUCCACAGGUGCAGACGGAGGAGAGAGUACACUGGUGCAGACGCGGGGGAGAGAGUUCACAGGUGCUGACGGGGGAGGGAGAGGGUACACCAGGUGCAGCACUGGGUGCAGAGAGAGUACACUGUGCAGACGGAGGAGAGAGUAUACACAGGUUGCAGCCGGAGGGAGAGAGAGGUUGUCAGGAGGAGGAGUAGUCCACACGGUGCUGACGGAGGAGGUGAGUAUCACAGGUGCAGCGGGGGAGAGAGUACACAGGUGCAGACGGUGGAGAGAGUACACAGGUGCAGGACGGGGGAGACGAGUAACAGGAUGCCGGCACGGAGGAGAGAGUACACAGGUUGAGACGGAAGGAGAGAGGUGUCAGGAGGAGAGCUGUCACCACAGGUGCAGACGGAAGGAGAGGGGGGGGGGCGGGGUACCACAGCGUGCAGUCGGGGGAGAGAGUACAGCUGGGCAGCGGGGGAGAGACCCCGGAGGAGAGAGUACACAGGUGACAGACGGAGGUGAGAGGUCUAGUCGGAGGAGAGAGUACACAGGUGCAGGACGGAGGAGAGAGUACACAGGUGCAGACGGUUGGGAGAGAGUACACAGGUUGCAGACGGGGGAGAGAGUUCACAGGUGCGACGGGGGAGUGAGUACACAGGUGCGGCACGGAGGAGCGAGUACACAGGUGCCGGACGAGGAGAGGAGGUGUCAGGAGGGAGAGACGUCCACAGGUGCAGACGGAGGAGAGAGUGACACAGGUGCAGACGGUGGAGAGAGUACACAGGUGGCAGACGGCAUGAGAGAGGUGUCAGGAGGUAGAGAGUCCACAGGUGCAGACGGUGGAGAGUGUACACAGGUGCAGAGGGGGGCGGGAGAGAGUUACCACAGCUGUGCAGACGGGGGUGAGAGUACACAGGUGAUGCGGGGGAGACAGUAA
Molecule: messenger RNA, 4890 nt
Organism: Knipowitschia caucasica
Lineage: Eukaryota; Metazoa; Chordata; Actinopteri; Gobiiformes; Gobiidae
Source: the annotation of a GenBank genome assembly